Molecule: messenger RNA, 2307 nt
Organism: Sphaerulina musiva SO2202
Lineage: Eukaryota; Fungi; Ascomycota; Dothideomycetes; Mycosphaerellales; Mycosphaerellaceae
Product: MFS general substrate transporter
Exons: 4
Coding region: 214-2046 (610 amino acids)
Biological process (GO): transmembrane transport
Molecular function (GO): transmembrane transporter activity
Source: RefSeq, a predicted model, not a curated record
CAGCCUCGCUGCUGCUGCUGCUGCUGCUCCAUCAUCAAUGUGUUGUUUGCAUCGAAUAACAAUACCUUAACAACGAUAGCAAAGAUAUCCACCACCACCACCACCACCAUCACCACCACGCCGUCAAUGCCGCAGUAUCAAUAAAACCACAUCGAUACACUCCCACCCAUCCCUUCCUCCACCUUCCCCAUCGACGUCGCCGCCGCCGCCGCCAUGGCGAAAGGCACCCACUUCUCCGAGGACCCGCCCCAGGUCAUGAACCAGGCCGACCUCGAUCGCGCGAACGAGAAGCUGGCCCAGGAUCACCACUCGGAUAAGACUUCAGAAGAUGAAAUCGCGGCAAGUAACGCGACACAAGGUAACGGCGAGAAACUCGAGCAAAUUGGCACCUACGACAAAUACGAACUCACCGAGGACGAUUGUUAUGAAGAGCUGGGCUUCUGCUUUCCGACCGCCAAGAAAUGGUACAUCCUCACUGUCAUCUUCAUCGUGCAGGUCUCGAUGAACUUCAACACCUCGCUCUACUCCAACGCAAUUCCCGGAAUCAGCGAAGAGUUUGGCGUAAGUGCUCAAGCCGCGAGAUGUGGUGCCAUGAUCUUCUUGGUCAUGUAUGCCUUCGGCUGCGAGCUGUGGGCCCCCUGGUCCGAGGAAUUUGGGCGCUGGCCUAUCUUGCAGCUGUCUCUAUUCCUCGUCAACAUCUGGCAACUUCCCGUGGCUCUUGCGCCCAACUUCGCCACCAUCAUGAUCGGCCGUACUCUCGGAGGUCUGUCAUCCGCCGGCGGUUCCGUCACCCUGGGUAUGAUUGCCGAUCUCUGGGAGUCGGAUACGCAGCAGUACGCCGUGGCCUUUGUGGUCUUCUCAUCUGUGGGUGGCUCCAUCCUGGGUCCCAUCGUGGGUGGCUUUACGGAAGCAUACCUGAGCUGGCGAUGGAGCAUUUGGAUUCAGCUGAUAUUUGGCGGCGCCGUACAACUCCUACACUUUGCUACGGUCCCCGAAACGCGAACCACCAUUAUGAUGAACCGCAUUGCGAAGAAGCGGAGAAAGCAGGAUCCCAGCGCCAAUGUCUGGGGGCCAGACGAGCUGGUGCCUUUCCGUGACAGAUUCUCGGCCAAGGAGGUGCUCCUCACCUGGAUUCGUCCAUUUAAGAUGUUCUUGACCGAGCCCAUUGUCCUGGUGCUCUCGCUGCUCUCGGGCUUCUCCGACGCUCUCAUCUUCAUGUUCAUUCAGUCCUUCUCGCUGGUAUACAAGCAAUGGGGAUUCUCGACCGUGCAGAUUGGUCUGGCUUUCAUUCCCAUCGGAGUCGGCUAUCUGAUUGCAUGGGGCCUAUUCAUCCCCGCCAUUAGGCGCAACGUCAAGCAACGCCAGGCGCGCCCCGAUGACGAGAGAACGCAGUACGAGUCGAGACUGGAUCUGCUGCUGUACUUGGCACCAUGCUUGCCCAUCGGACUCAUUGGUUUCGCCUGGACCACUCAGGGCCCGCCCCUGCCCUGGAUCGCAUCGAUGAUUUUUGCCGCCAUCAUCGGCAUUGCCAAUUAUGCCAUCUACAUGGCCACCAUUGAUUACAUGAUUUGUGCAUAUGGGCCCUACUCGGCUUCUGCAACGGGUGGAAAUGGUUGGGCCCGAGACUUCCUGGCUGGUGUCCUCACCGUUCCCGCCACGCCCUUUUUCACGAACAUUGGUGCAUCGUCUGGCAGAAAUCUGCAAUACUCCAACACCAUCUUGUUCUGUAUCUCGUUCUUACUCGUGGCAGCAGUCUAUGUCAUCUACUGGAAAGGACCCGUAUUGCGGAAGCGCUCGCCCUUUGCGCAGAAACUGGCGUCUGCUAAGGCUGGCGACGAUGGGGGAAAUGCGGGAGGAAUGGACGUGGAGAAGUCUGGCCGGAACGGAAGUACCGCGUCUGGUGCUCGUCCCGGUAUGAAUGGCCGAUCAUAUUCCCAAUCGCAGCGCUUCUUUGGAGAGAACCGCGUGACUCCACGCCAGACUCCGAGAGGGACCCCAUCGGCGUCUCGCGCCAACAGUAUCGCUCACAUCCGACCGCGACCGUAGAAGGAGCGUGUCGGAGUGGAAGGAUGGUAUUGAUGCGCACAUGCUCGCUCUGCCGACUUUUGAUGUUACCUAUCGUUUUGGAACGGUACGUGCGUAUAUACUGCAUAGCGUGAAUAAUGAUGAUGACUCGCAACGCAACUUUCCAACCUGGAAGUUUCAAUGAUGACCAACAUUUAACGCGUCCCUUGUUCGUGACGCGUGUACGAUAAUGAGCUACAUGUAGGUGAGGUAUUAAACACGUUAGAGCCUUGGCAUCGGCAA